ACUGUAUGCUGUGCCCUCCUCAAUACUGGCCAAAUGACCAAAGAAAUCAAUGCCUGCCCAAAGAAAUUGAAUUUCUUUCAUUUGAUGAAAAUUUGGGAAUAGUGCUAGUGUUAUUUUCUCUUUGUGGAGCUUCUCUUACGGUGGCUAUUGUAGUAGUCUUUUUCCAUCACAGACGUACCCCAAUAGUCAAAGCAAAUAAUUCAGGGCUGAGCUUCCUUCUUCUUUUCUCAUUAACUCUCUGCUUUCUUUCCUCAAUCUCAUUUAUUGGCAAACCGUCUCAGUGGUCAUGCAUGUUUCGUCACACAGUUUUUGGCAUCACGUUUGUCCUCAGUAUUUCAAGUGUACUAGGCAAGACGAUUGUUGUCCUAAUGGCCUUUAAAGCUACAGUCCCUGGUAAUAAUACUUUGAAAUGGUUUGGUCCCAAACACCAACGGUUAGGAGUGGCUGCUUGUACAUUAAUUCAGGCUAUAAUAUGUGUCCUUUGGCUGAUAACAUCCCCCCCGUAUCCAUACCAAAACAUGAAAUAUUACAAUGACAUUAUCAUUUUGGAAUGUGCCCUUGGAUCAUCAGCUGCAUUUUUCAGUGUUUUGGGUUACAUUGGACUUCUUUCCUUUGUGUGUUUUAUUUUUGCUUUUCUUGCUCGCCACCUGCCAGACAACUUCAGUGAAGCUAAAUACAUUACGUUCAGCAUGCUGAUAUUCUGCACAGUGUGGCUCACAUUUAUUCCUGUUUAUAUCAGUACACCUGGGAAAUACACAGUAGCUGUGGAAAUAUUUGCUAUUUUAGCUUCCAGUUUUGGCUUGCUUUUCUGCAUUUUUGCUCCAAAAUGUUAUAUCAUAUUAUUAUAUCCUGAAAGAAAUACAAAAAAACACAUGAUGGGUAAAAUGUAUUCCAAGUCAUUAUAAAUCAAAAUGUAAAGUAAAAUUUUCUUUCAUUUUUUGAAGAUGCUUAUGUUAAUCACAAAACAUGCAAUUUUUAAAUAGUACAGUUUGCAUGGUUAGAUGUGUAAUCUUGUAUAUAUUGAAACUGAUCCAUUUUUCACAU
Messenger RNA from Erpetoichthys calabaricus (reedfish), 1044 nucleotides. RefSeq names its product extracellular calcium-sensing receptor-like. Gene Ontology annotation, molecular function: G protein-coupled receptor activity. The record is from RefSeq and is a predicted model, not a curated record. The coding region runs from base 6 to 905 and encodes 299 amino acids. Gene Ontology annotation, cellular component: membrane. The transcript has a single exon. Gene Ontology annotation, biological process: G protein-coupled receptor signaling pathway. Lineage: Eukaryota; Metazoa; Chordata; Cladistia; Polypteriformes; Polypteridae.